Molecule: messenger RNA, 4557 nt
Organism: Nyctereutes procyonoides (raccoon dog)
Lineage: Eukaryota; Metazoa; Chordata; Mammalia; Carnivora; Canidae
Product: succinate dehydrogenase assembly factor 4, mitochondrial-like
Exons: 1
Coding region: 2889-3188 (99 amino acids)
Biological process (GO): mitochondrial respiratory chain complex II assembly
Cellular component (GO): mitochondrion
Source: RefSeq, a predicted model, not a curated record
AUACUAAUCAGAUGAAUAUUCAAUAAAAAAUUGAAGGUGUAUUUUCACAGUGAAUUUAUCUGAUAAACAAUGUGUUUUCAUUGGUUAGAGAUAUUUAUUUAUUUAUUUAUUUUUAAAGAUUGUAUUUAUUUAUUUAUUCAUGAGAGAGAGAGAGAGAGAGAGGCAGAGACACAGGCAGAGGGAGAAGCAGGCUCCAUGCAGGGAGCCUGAUGCAGGACUCAAUCCCGGGACUCCAGGAUCAUGCCCUGAGCCAAUGUCAGGAACUAAACCACUGAGCCACCCAGGGAUCCCCAGAUUUUUACUUAAAAAGUAAAAUACACUCAUGAUUUUCGAAAUCCAAAUAAAAUAUAACAGGAUAUUCAGUGAAAAAGAUGUCAUUUUGUGACCACAAGCUCUUGAUUAUCUUUCAUUCUUCUAAGGGGCCACCUCUUAAGUGUCCUUCCUGAGACCAUCUGUACAUUUUUAUCUGCCUACACCAGGGUUUCUCAGCCUCUGCACUGUUGAUGUUUUGGGCUGCUAAUUCUUUGUUGGAGGUGGAUUGCAGAAUGUUUAGUUGUAUCUCUGGCCUCUGUGCGCACUAGAUUCUGGUGCACCAACCCACUCCUUAGUUUUUACAACCAAUCAUAAUUCCCUGAGGGGAACUACUGGCCUACUAGACCAUGAGUGUUAUGUUUGUAUGUGUAUCUUUUUUCCUACUUAGAGAAGAGCAUUCCAUACAUGCUGUGGUUAUGCUUUGUUUUUUGCCCCUAACCGUAUAGCUUCAAGUUCUUUCCAUAUUAUUACAGAAAGACCCACCUUCUUUUUUAUGGCUGCAUAUAUUCGUGUAUUUUACUGAACAGGUUUUAUUUAUGUAGCCAGUCCCCCAUAUUAAAGGUCUUUGGGGUUGUUUACAUCCAAUGCUGCCACAAAUCUCAUUCAGCAAAUAUUUAGUGUCUGUAGUGUGCCAGGCCCUUUGUUUUAGAGGACUAAGCCUUAGGCCUGGUCUAGUGCACUAUGUAGGCUGGCCUCCUAGACACAGAAUUGUUAAAUAAGGGUGUGUGUAUCGCCUUCACCUUAGUGCAUCAUUACUUGCCUGUGGAAUAUUGUAAAUUAUAUCCAGUACUAAACUCCUAAUAUUUAGUAAUUAGACUAAGGAGUGGCUUCUAGGUUCUGUUGUACAACCUACACUACAAUGUAAUGUAGUUCUGGCACAUUUCUCCUAAGAAUUACUAAAUGCUAAAAUGUAUCAAUAUGCCAACUCUGUUUGGAUAAACUAAUGAAAAGAGUAUAUAUGUAUUGACCAAGUGAAACACUGAGAUCCAGUGAAACACUGGUUUAGCUGUGUAGAUUUGAGGGAUGACAAAGACAUGAAAAGGAUGAAGCAAACACUUCAUUAGGGUGUCAUUGAUGGCAUAAGCAGUCCCUUUCCCAAACCCCAGCUACUAAAGCUGUGUUUUCCAAAUUGGAUAAGUAUCUGUUUUCAUUCCUAAUAGUUGGACUUCCUGCUUUCUUGGGUCUUCUUGUUUACAAAGAUAAAAGCUAAGUCAAGUCAAUACUUAAGACAUGUGCUCUAGAAUUUCAGCUAAACAGUUUAUUCUUGAUCGUGCCGAAUAUGUGACACAUAUUCUCAGCUUUCUCUGAGAAUGAAUAAAACCGCAGUUCUGUCUUCUUGUUCAGGACAGAAGAGACUACUGUGAGAAUACUUCAGCUCAUCAAAAUUCCCAGGCUACUUAGCAUUCUAACUCAUGCUCUCACCAAAUGCCUUUCCACUCCAGGAUUGCUUUCCUGAAGCAAGUACACAUUCCUGCUUUAAAGAGAAUCAGAAUCUGCUUGGUGAAAUCGUACUUUUUAUGAUUGGGGGCUAAUACUUUUACUGUAGUAUACUUCAAAAAAGCAGAUAGAAUCCAAGAGUAGAAGUUCAGUAGAUAUUGUUAGAAAAUCACAUUAAAGUAGACAUUGGUAUUUUAAAAGUGAAGUUUGGUCAUUUUUUAAACUUCUUACAUCUGUGUUGGUUGCAGUCUUUUGAUUUCUGGUACUCGAGAAUGUUUGCACAGUUCUGCAUUAAGAUAAGGCCCUGUGUAGAGGCAGUAUGAUUACCAGGUGACAGCCUAUGGACCUCAGUGAACCUAGCCAUAGGGAAACUUCCUGAGAACAUCUCAUGCAAUGAAGUGGAGCACAGAUGUUUUUGAGGAAGUGAGAAUUUGUUAAGUAGUCAUUUCUGCCAUUGGAUACUUUUCUUUUUCCUUAAAAAAAAUAAUAAUAAUGAUUAUUCACAUUUAGAAUUAAAACUCUUCCUUUAAGGGGAGCCUGGCUGGGUCAAUAGGCAGAGCAUAUAACUCUUGAUCUCUGGGUUGUGAGUUCAAGCACCCACAUUGGGCAGAACUAACUUUAAACAAAAAACCCUUCUUCCGUUAAAAAUGUUAUUCCCAGGGGAUCCCUGGGUGGCGCAGCGGUUUAGCGCCUGCCUUUGGCCCAGGGCGCGAUCCUGGAGACCCGGGAUCGAAUCCCACAUCAGGCUCCCAGUGCAUAGAGCCUGCUUCUCCCUCUGCCUGUGUCUCUGCUUCUCUCUCUCUCUCACUGUGUGCCUAUCAUAAAUAAAUAAAAUAAAAUAAAAAAAUUUAAAACAAAAAUGUUAUUCCCAGCCUAAAUGGCUAUUAGCAAGGGUUAAGUAGUAGAUACACAUUGGUAUAGUGGACUGCUAAGUCAUUAUAUGCAAAUGAUAAUUGUGAUAGCUCAUCACAUGGAAAGAUCAUGUCUUAAGUGGCAAAAAUAAAGCAGAGAAUAAGGCUUAUUCCUGCUAUAAUAAAACCUGUGUUUAGAUUAUGUGUACGUACGACAAGGACUGGAAUUAAAAAGGAAAGAAACAUAUAAGAUGUUUUCUGUGAGAGGACCCUGUGGGAGUUAGCACCAUGACUGUAUCAAGACUGGCUCGGUUACUUGGCGGCGUCCCGGCCACCAAAUGGAGAGCAGCAAGAUCACCCCUUCUGUGUCAUUCUCUGAGGAAAAUGAGUUCUCAAGGAGAAAAAUCCAAACCUGUCAAACAGUUUCUUAUGAGGCUAAAGUUACCAGAAGGUUGUUUUGAUGCACCAGAAGAUUCUAAUUUAGAGAAAGACCCACUGACAAAAUUUCCAGAUGAUAUUAAUCCUGUUACCAAAGAAAAAAGUAGACCCAGAGGCCCAGAACCUGCCCAAUAUGGGGAUUGGGAAUGAAAGGACACCGUAUUGAUUUUUAAGCCACAUACUAUUAACUUCAUAACAUGUUUCAUGACAGCUGUCAAAUCAAAUAUCUAUAUAGGUAAAAUUUGGUGGCCUGAAAACAGUUUUGGUCUUUAUAUCCAUCAAACAUUAACAAAAAAAAAAAAAAAAAGACUUCCAAAAGAUGAUGUAGCAGUGAUGGAUAUGCAUCACUCAGAUCUCCUCCUGGAGAAGGAGAGUUGACUGAAAACCCCAGCUGCUGCUCCAUGGAAUCCACCCCUGUGUUCCUGCUGAGGCUACACUUACUUCUCCCAGGCUGUUCCCAGUCAGUGAGUGAGUGUGGUGGAGGACAUUGGCCCACCCAGUACUUUCUUCAGACUAUACUGCUGUCUGAGACUCUUCCUACCCAAUCCUCUUUUCCUUCUCUCUCUCCUUCACAGGUGUCAAACUCUGCCUACUUUUCCCUUUCAUAAUUCAAAAUGUUUCCCCAGUAAAUCUCUUUCCCGUUUAAUACUAUUUUAUCAUUUGUUCCUCAGAGAACUCAAAACAACAUGGAUGGUUUUAUGAGAACAGCUUAUAGAAGAACAACUUAUAGAUAGGUUUUCAGAAAAUGCCACAAAGCUUGUGGCUUUUUCUAGUAUAAUCAUAGUCUAACCAUUUAAAUUUUACAUUGAGGAUUUCUGGGAAAUUACAGGUUGUACAUUAUAUAGAGGGCUCAUACCAUGGAACCUUGUACAGAUUAGGUGUUUUGGUGGAAUUAUGUCCAACAUUUUUUCUUAUUUUGAUGUCCGUUGCUGUGACCUACUAGUAGUCAAAAUGUACUGUACCUAUUAUUAAACUUGAAGAGCCAGCCUAAAGCCAUAUUCUGCAAAUAAAUAACAAAUGUUCAUUGGAUGAAUGGUAUAUAUAGUUUAGUGACCAAACUUAGUUACAGUAAUUGUUAAUGAUGUAUCGGCAAUUUUAAUGAUAAUUUCAGGGCAGGACGGUAAUUUUAGAAGUGCAGGAUAAGAAUGGCAGUGGAAUGUUAACCAAUACUGAAUGAUCACUUAGGAAGGAAAGUUUAAAAAAAAAAAAAAGGUGGUUGGUAGUGACUUUGGUUUUUUGGCAUUUUUCCCCCUCUUUUGUUUUGGGUUUUUUUUUCUUUGCAUGUAGUUGUUUUUAUUCUUUUAGGAUCCCUACUAGUGUCACAAGGAUGUUUUUAAAUAGUUAAAAUUUUAAAAUACUUGUUGAACCCCUUUCACUUAUACUUCCUAAGGGAACAUUUUAUAGCUAGAAAUCUAAUAUCUGUCUUUAAGCUUAUGAAGAAACAAAUAAUGUCAAAUAGCCAGGGUUUUUGUGAAUGUUUAAUACAUACUACGUUAAAACUAAGUUUAUAUUUACACUG